UGUUUUGGUGGUGUAGCUGAUGAUGAAGGACCGUAUGUCCGUCUAAACAUGUUUGAAGUGUUGUAGGAGGUAUUCGUUUGUUGUUUUGUUCCAGAUGGAGAUAUUUGGAAGUACAUUCGAUGACUCCGUGUUUUCGGAGGCCAGAGACCGAGUAUGUGAGUCUCUGACAUCAUAUAACCCCAAGAUGUGUGAGGCAGAGUGGUUUUGUGAAGGUGCUGCUUUGGAAACAGACGAUGCAAUAGAGAAACAGAAAGUUUACAAGUUUAGAGGAGACCUGGCCAUGAGAAAAGGGAACUAUCAGAAAGCCUUAGAAGCGUACAACAGCUGCCUGCAGUGGAUUGCUGACAACAACCUGACCAUUAGGCGGGAUGUGCUGGAGGGAAUGGCUCGAUGCUGCACCAAACUAGGACAGAGAGACCGAGCUCUGGACUUGGUUGAUUUACUGAGCAAAGAAGCCUCAAACACCUGUCACCUGACAAGUCUGCUGCUGCUAAAGGUCAGCGUACAUCAGCAUUUUGGAUCUGUGAGAUCAAAGAUAUCCUGUCUGCAGCAGCUGUGCAGCCUGCUUCCCUUUAACCCCUGGCACUGGCUGAGCUUAGGACAGGUGUGUUUGCAGCUACUCGACCCCAACCCAGCCAUAGCAGUGGAGGGUCUGCAUCUAGAGGAGGAAGAGGAACUCCACAAGGACUGGAUCUGGCUCAAAGCCUGCAUCAGUUUCAUCAGGACAAGAUUGCUGUUAAGAGUCCUUCGGCAGCAGCAGUCCUCUUUUGUGCUGCAGCGCAGCAGAAGGGCGUUAGAGAUCACAGAGGAGGCGCUACGGCGCUUAAACCCUAAAGAAAAAACACUCCAGACUCUUACUGAGGUGAUGUCAGAAGAUCUGAUUCCAGAAAAGAUGAGGGAGGACUUUCAGGACGGGGAGAGCCUGUCCAGCGUGUGCUUGCAAGGCUUCAGAGAGCGAUGGUGGAGCAAGGUCCAACUGACAUGUGCUGCAGACCGAAACGGGGAAGAAAAAGCCACAACACUGCAGUCACUCAUGUCACCUUAAACAUUUCUAUGAAUGUUUUAAAGAUUCUGCAAUAUUUAAAAUAAAGGUUUGCUUGUUUCUAAUGUGUAAGUGUAUAAAGAUGAUUGUUUUUUGCACUGUAAAUAUACAUUUUAAAACUCACAUUUUUUUUUGCUUUAAAUAAAAAAAUGGAAAUGUU
This is a messenger RNA of Oryzias latipes (Japanese medaka), 1202 nucleotides long. RefSeq names its product chromosome 16 C8orf76 homolog (gene c16h8orf76). Lineage: Eukaryota; Metazoa; Chordata; Actinopteri; Beloniformes; Adrianichthyidae. Gene Ontology annotation, molecular function: protein binding. The record is from RefSeq and is a predicted model, not a curated record.